AUGUAUGCUUCUACUUCCUUUACUUCACCAUUCCUCCAUGAGCUUCUUGUGGAAUCUCACACAAGAAGGUUACUCUUCCAACACCCUGUUGAUCAUCAAUCACUAACCAACUCCGAUGUUUUAACAAACAACCAUAAUUCAACAGACUCACAUUCUCUUGAAUUUGAUUCAAAUGUUGUGAUGAUACUUGCAGUUCUAUUGUGUGCGCUUAUUAUAUGUUCACUUGUAUUAAACUCCAUCAUAAGGUGUGCUUUUAGGUUUUCAAACGUAGCCAUCAGCAAUAACGGCUCUUCUUUGAGUUCGAGCAGCAACUCUUCACCUCAAUUGGGCAACAAAGGAAUCAAGAAGAAUGCUCUCAAGACAUUUCCUAUAGUGAGCUUCUCAGUUGAGGUGCAACUGCCAGGUUUGGAUGCGGAGUGCAUGAUAUGUCUCUCAGAGUUCGCAAAGGGUGAAAAGAUACGCAUAUUGCCUAAAUGCAACCAUGGUUUUCAUGUUGGUUGCAUUGACAAAUGGCUAAAGGAACAUUCAUCAUGCCCCAAGUGCAGACAGUGCCUCCUUGAAACAUGUAGAAAGAUUGUUGGAUCAGAAGCACCACCGACGUUGCCGGUGCCAGAAACUAUUAUUAGGAUUCAACCACUAGACCAUGAAGCCGUUGAACGUAGUUAUAGGGAAGAAAGCAGAUAA
Molecule: messenger RNA, 684 nt
Organism: Vicia faba (fava bean)
Lineage: Eukaryota; Viridiplantae; Streptophyta; Magnoliopsida; Fabales; Fabaceae
Source: the annotation of a GenBank genome assembly